Symsagittifera roscoffensis is the source of this 1258-nucleotide messenger RNA. RefSeq lists its product as uncharacterized. NCBI's taxonomy places the organism in Eukaryota, Metazoa, Xenacoelomorpha, Acoela, Convolutidae. The record is from RefSeq and is a predicted model, not a curated record. The transcript has 6 exons. Bases 254 to 970 code for a protein of 238 amino acids.
CCCGAUGUUAGUGUUGGCUAUUUAUCUGCUAGAUGCUAGCAGAAAAUGUGAAGCACUCAAAUGCAAACAAAAACAACAGCAAAUUGGCAUGAUUUUCUAAAUCAAAUUUUUGCAUCAGAAUUCAAUGUUCAUUGAUUUUUACAUCAAAAUAUUCUUCUAUGACUCUUCAUUAUUUGGUCAAACUGUGCAAUGGAUAGGCGCACUCACAAUUUGGUGUCUGUAGUUCACUGGAAUCCAGACACAAGUCUUAAACAUGUUUCAAAAGCUGUCUCCCUCUCAAAAAGAAAGACCCAAAAUCAUACAAGACGAUAAUCAGGGGGGAGUUGACUAUUCCAAAUUCAGUCACGAUUACACCUCUACUUGGUUCCAACUUCCGGGCCAAGGUGACAAGACUGCUGAAGUAUGCUUGCUUUACAGUAACUAUUUCUGCCUCAUGAGUUGGUUUACGAGAGCAAAACGAGAAAGAAAAGCUAUAGAUUCGGAUGCUGGAAACUUCUUCUCUAUGGUCGUAUACAAGUUCCACCGUCUCAAUUUCUUCUCAUUAGCCGCCAUUGAACACGAGCGAUGCUGCAAAUUUCAAGUGUGGGUAUAUCGUGAGAAAGGACAAAAGUAUGGAUACGGACCCCUAGAAUACCUGAAAUCAUUGAGCAAUUUCUCCAGUUUCGGUAAACGUCUCAACUACAUUUCGGCCAAGUUCAACGAUACCUUUUGUCUCAACAUCAUCUACAGAGUGGGCUUUGGAACGGGUGAACUUGUAAUGAAAGGCGUCAGCAGAAACACAGAUUCGCUCAUUUUCCCGCCAAAUUUUGCCCCCGAAGUCUUCUUGUUUCACAUAAGCACAAUUCAGCAGGAGUUGAGCUUCGAAUGGUUCAAGCAGAAGAUUGUCUGUAAAGAUCAGCCGUGGAUCUGUCAGCUGCGGGCAUCGAAACAAGACUUGGCAACUCUGCAUGAAUCAGAUGAAAGCCUGUGAAAUAAAUGCCACUUCAAAUUUGGAUCGGUGUAGCGCCCUAAACUGUUUCAGUGUAUUAAAGGGCAUGAUGUUAUUAUUUCCAAUAACGAGAAGGAGCUAGCUUCAAUCAGGAAUUACAUAAUUACAAAAUGAGUUAAAAAGACAAAUGAUCCAAUUGACAGUUUGAACAGCAACAAUCGUUCCGGCCGUCUGGCUAAAAAAUCUCGGCCGUUCAAAUUAUUGUUUGAUUGCACUAUGCUUAAUCGUUUUUGCUUUGUACAUAUUUCCAGCACCUGAAGCAAAUCUUAU